AUGACAAGCCAAGGAAGGCGAGGCAGGCCGCCUAAGAGUUCGUUUAAGAACACUAUUCUCCAUUCUCCGGUCAAUAACCUCCAUUCCACUGUUGGUUAUUUUCCACAACAUAUAGUAAGGAAAUCAAGAACCAGAAGCAAAAAAAUUCCUGUGAAAACAUGGCCUCGUUCGGGUUCUGAAGAUGUGGAAACGCUACCUCGAUGGGAUAUGGAAAAAGAGAGUAGCCUACCGCGAUGGAUGACGAAAAAGAAGAACAUAAAUCCAAAGUCAAACAAGCAAUCUGAGAGUAUAAGUGGAGCAUCAAACAAUGAAUGUAGUCCAUGUUCAUUUUCGAAAUCUUCGUUGGUUCCAUGGAUGGCAGAAAUUGUGAUUCCAGGACCAAUUCCGGACCUUGAUUAUUUGUCCGAUGAAGUUGGUUUCUUAAAGAAUUUUUUUGUGGGCAUACCAGAAGAUUAA
Dovyalis caffra is the source of this 456-nucleotide messenger RNA. The record is from the annotation of a GenBank genome assembly. Lineage: Eukaryota; Viridiplantae; Streptophyta; Magnoliopsida; Malpighiales; Salicaceae.